This is a messenger RNA of Symbiodinium sp. CCMP2592, 1458 nucleotides long. The record is from the annotation of a GenBank genome assembly. NCBI's taxonomy places the organism in Eukaryota, Dinophyceae, Suessiales, Symbiodiniaceae.
AUGGAAUGUACUGAUGCCAGCUUCAUCCGCGCCGUGCCUGCCUGGGCCGUGCUCCGGAGCUUCGGCCAAGUUCUCCGAAACACCCGCCUGGAUGCAAAUGAGCUUUACUCGAUGAGUUUUCAGGUGGACUCCAUCGAUGAGUUCUGGUCGCAUAGCUGGCACAGCGUUCUGUUCCUCAAGGUGUGGCUUCUUCUCAUGCUGAAAAACGGUCGCGCUGCUUGCGUGGGCGGUACAUGUGUGGCCUUGCUCCUGGCAUACCUUUCGUACGAGGAUGUCCUGCCUGGAUGGUACAAGGAACCACGACUUCAAGGACCGGGUUACAGUGGAGAGUUCAGAUUCAGUCCAUGGGCGAAUUUGAGCGGAUGCGCUUCAGCUCUGCUCCUCCUGCUCUUCUGGCAGUCUUCGAGCAAGGUUUUCCUGGAUCGUGCCUGCAUCCACCAAGGAAAUGACAGGUUGAAACUACAGGGCAUCCUACAUCUCGGGGCGUUGCUGAAGAAGUCUCAGACGCUGGUGGUCGUGUGGGAUCCGUCGUAUCUCUCCAGGCUCUGGUGCGUUUUCGAGCUUGCAGCAUUUCUUCACGGCCAUCGUGAAGAUCAGUCCAGCUUGCUCAUGAAGCGCUUGGUCAUCAAGCCUUCUGUGCUGGUACCAGUGACUUUCUUGCUCGUGGCGAAUGUUGUCCUCCUGCUUCUCUUUGAAACCGUCCUGCCUGAUACAGAUGUGGUUGCCUUUCUGCGGAUAUUCCUGUUUGCCUUGUCUCAGCUUCCUAACGUCUAUCUUCUCCGGCGCCUCUGGCGAGCGGUUGUGGAUGCCGAGAGGCAGUUUCGCACCUUCAGCUUGCAGAAGGUUAAGUGCUGGUGCUGUUCCGUCAACCACCUGGACGAGGCAGGCAAUACCAUCACCUGCGACAUGGAGAUAAUCAAAGAUUGCAUUGUCGAGUGGUACGGCUCCGCGGAAGAGUUCGAGCGGAGUGUCCGCACCCAUGUGCACGAUGCUUUCAUUGAACAGGUGACCCGCUUUCCUCUCGGGUAUCGGUGGACUGUUGGGGUGACGACGUGUAUUGUUUGGGGACAGCUCGAUGCAAUCGCGGCCCGGGCACAUGGUGGUGCCCACAGUUUGGCAGCCUCUAUUGUGGUUACCACGACGGCUUGGUUUCUGUGGGUCGUGCCAAUGCACUAUUUGGUCUUGUUCAGGAUUGCUUACUGGAUGGAGAUCUGUCAAACGAAGUCACUCGUUGUUCGCUUUGUUGCCACUUGUUGCGGCUACAUUGCCAUUGGGGCGUCUGCAUUUUUCCCGCAUGCCCUUCAAGCGCAGCUAUACCAAGUCAUUCCUCAAGAGCCAGUGAUCGCAGCCGGUUUAUUCUGGGGCGUGACUCUGUGCCUCGCAGUAGUCAGCCGCUACGUGCUUGCAAGGCCCCUCAAACAAGGGCCAGGAGCAACAAACAAAACAAGUGCAGCAUGA